This is a messenger RNA of Diversispora eburnea, 732 nucleotides long. The record is from the annotation of a GenBank genome assembly. Lineage: Eukaryota; Fungi; Glomeromycota; Glomeromycetes; Diversisporales; Diversisporaceae.
AUGGACCCGCUUGUUGAAAGUUUAUUAAAGUCAUCAAUAGAUGAUGAGGGAGAUCCCACAAGAUCGCCUGACGCCUCUGAUUUAUCCGAUGCAGAGGAAUUCACACAACCUGUCAGGAGUGAUGUCCCAACACAUGGUGGAAGACAAACUGGACCAAAGGGGGUAUUAGCUGAUCAUGCAUAUCAUAAACGACAAAUGCAACAACAAAAAGCAAAGUCAAUAACUACCUAUAAUGAACAUAUGUUAUCAAAAGCUUUAACAACCACCACCUUUCGAGAAGAUGAAAUAAUAAAAGCACAAGAAGAAGAAUUAUUUAAAGAUUUGGAAAAUAUUAGAAAUAAAAAGAAAAGAUUUGGAACAUUGAGAGAAAUAUCAUCAAAUCAAUAUGUGAAAGCGAUAGACAAUGAAUUACCCAAUGUUUCUGUUAUUGUACAUUUAUAUGAGAACUCAAAUCCACAAUGUAGAUUAUUAAACGAAUGUUUAACUCAGUUGGCUAAAAAAUUCGUUUAUGCGAAAUUUAUUCGUAUUUUAGCGCAUGAUCUUGAAUUUGAUCCAAUAGGGUUACCAGCAUUAUUGGUUUAUAAGAAUGGAGAUUUGAUUGCAAAUUUAGUCAAAAUAACUGAUGAAAUUGGUGAAAAUAAUUUUGAUUUCAAAAUUGUUGAAAAUGUUUUAAUUAGGUAUGGAGUGUUAAAUCAACAUGAAGAUAUUGAUAAGGAAGAAGAAUUUUUAUAA